Mastomys coucha (southern multimammate mouse) is the source of this 2613-nucleotide messenger RNA. Its product is annotated as vomeronasal type-2 receptor 116-like. The coding region runs from base 1 to 2613 and encodes 870 amino acids. The record is from RefSeq and is a predicted model, not a curated record. Gene Ontology annotation, cellular component: membrane. NCBI's taxonomy places the organism in Eukaryota, Metazoa, Chordata, Mammalia, Rodentia, Muridae. Gene Ontology annotation, molecular function: G protein-coupled receptor activity. The transcript has 6 exons. Gene Ontology annotation, biological process: G protein-coupled receptor signaling pathway.
AUGUUCUUGUGGCUUUUUAUCUCCUGGUUUCUGCAGAUGCCAACUUUCAUCUGGAUCUGUGUGACCUCUUCGUGCCUAUCCAAACAAAAAUACCAGUUACACUAUGAUGGGGAUGUAGUGAUUAGUGCCUUUGUCCCCAUUUUUUAUUUCUUCCCACGGAAUGAAACAAUAGAUUGGAAAACAUUAUCUCUUGACAAAUAUGGUGGGCUAAAGUUGCGUGUAGAAAACUACCAGCUUAUUUUGGCUCUGUUAUUUGCCAUCGAGGAAAUCAACAAAAACUCCCAUAUUUUACCAAACACCUCUCUGGGAUUUGAAGUAUAUAAUCUCCCACAUUUUGAAAGGAAUGUUCUGAGGAGUGUAUUUUAUUGGCUCACAGGUUUGAGCAUUUUCAUCCCUAAUUACAGUUGUGGAAAAGAGAGCAAAUCAGUUGCUACACUUACUGGAAAAUCAUUGAAAACAUCUGAACUCAUUGGGAGAGUGCUGGAUAUUUACAAAUUUCCUCAGCUCACUUUUGGGCCUUUUGAACAUGUUCUGGACGACGGAAUCCACUUUCCAUCUCUGUACCAGGUGGCUCCCAAAGACACAUCUCUUGCACAUGGCAUUGCCUCUUUGUUGCUUCAUUUCAACUGGACUUGGGUAGGACUCUUCAUUACAGAUGACCACAGAGGUACUCAGUUUCAAUCAGACUUUAGAAAGGAGAUGGACAGAGGUAGAAUCUGCAUAGCAUUUGUAGAAACAGUGACAUCCCUGGGGGAAUCAUUAUAUUAUAUCUCCUCCCACGCUCAGGUACAUAUUCUAGAAUCAUCAGCAAAUGUAGUUGUAAUUUAUGGAGAAAUUGCUAUUCUAUUGACUGCCAUAGCAAGAGAAUGGAACAAGUAUAUAACAAGGAAAGUUUGGGUCACAAACUCAAAAUGGGCUGGACAAAAUUUUCAGAAAUAUAACAUGUUAGAUUUGUCCCAUGGUAGUCUGAUUUUUUCACCUCAUCAUGGGGAGAUUUUUGCCUUCACAAAAUUCAUUCAGGAAGCUACUCCUACCAAGUAUCCAGAAGAUUUUUAUCUUCACUUAAUGUGGAAUUUGUAUUUCAAUUGCUCAUUUUUGGAUUCCGGUUGUAAAAUCUUUGAAAACUGUCAACCAAAUGCCUCUUUGGAAUUGUUGCCAGGGAAUAUUUUUUACAUGAUCAUGACUGAAGAGAGUUUAAAUGUAUACAAUGCUGUAUAUGCAGUGGCCCAAAGUCUCCAAGAGAUGACUCUCAGUAAAAUUCAAGUUGAAACACAGGCAAAUAAAGAUAGGACUAUGCUAUUCCCCUGGCAGCUUCACCGUUUUCUGAAGAAUAUUCAAGUGAAAAAUUCUGUUGGUGACCAUGUGGUUCUGGAUGGGAAACGGAAGGCAGACACAGAGUAUGAUAUCACCAACCUUUGGAAUUUCCCCAAAUAUCUUUCACUCUUUGUAAAAGUGGGGACAUUUUCUCCAAGUGCUCCCAAGGGGCAACAAUUGUUGAUAUCAGAAGAUGUGAUUCAGUGGCCCAUAGGAUUUACAGAGAUUCCUCAGUCUGUAUGCAAUAAGAACUGCAGUCCUGGAUCCAAGAAAAUCAUCCUGGAGGGCAAGGCUGUCUGUUGCUUUGAGUGCACACCUUGCCCAGAAAAUGAGAUUUCCAAUAAGACAGGUAUGGAUCAGUGUGAAAAAUGUCCAGAAACUCAUUAUGCAAAUGCAGAAAAGAGACACUGCCUUCCGAAAACUGUGAAUUUUCUGGCCUAUGAUGAUCCCUUGGGUAAGGGACUCACACUCAUAUCCCUGGGAUGCUCUACACUCACAGCUCUUGUUAUUGUCAUCUUUGUAACCCACAGAGACAAUCCAAUUGUUAAGGCCAAUAAUAAAUCUCUCAGUUAUACCCUGCUCAUCACUCUAACCUUCUGUUUCCUCUGUCCCUUGCUCUUUAUUGGCCUUCCAAACACCACUACAUGUAUUCUACAGCACAACUUAUUUGGAAUUCUGUUUACUGUGGCUCUGUCCACUGUGCUGGCCAAAACUAUCACUGUAGUUUUGGCCUUCAAGAUUACUGCUCCAGGGAGAAAGGCAAGAUGGUUGCUGAUAUCAAAGGCCCCUAUUUUCAUCAUUCCGUUUUGCACAUUGUUGCAAAUAAUUAUCUCUGUUCUAUGGCUGGCAACAUCUCCUCCAUUUAUUGAUACGGAUACACAUUCUGAACAUGGACACAUCAUCAUUUUAUGCAACAAGGGUUCAGCUAUUGCCUUCUAUUGCACCCUGGCCUACCUCAGAGUCAUGGCAUUUGGUAGUUACCUUAUGGCUUUCUUGUCUAGAAAUCUACCUGACGCAUUUAAUGAAGCCAAAUUCCUGGCUUUCAGCAUGCUGGUGUUCUGCACAGUCUGGGUCACCUUCCUCCCUGUCUACCACAGCACCACAGGGAAGGUGAUGGUGGCUAUGGAAAUGUUCUCUAUCUUGGCUUCCAGUGCUGGAAUUCUAAGCCUAAUAUUUGCCCCUAAGUGCUACAUUAUUUUGUUCAAGUCACAUAGGAACACUGUUCAUCACAUCAGGGACAAAAGUCACGAUAAGAACAAAAUUUACCUAAAAUAUAGUUCACAUGAGUCUACAAACUGA